Aspergillus costaricaensis CBS 115574 is the source of this 2287-nucleotide messenger RNA. RefSeq lists its product as uncharacterized. The coding region runs from base 54 to 1976 and encodes 640 amino acids. Lineage: Eukaryota; Fungi; Ascomycota; Eurotiomycetes; Eurotiales; Aspergillaceae. The transcript has 2 exons. The record is from RefSeq and is a predicted model, not a curated record.
AGAUCGCGUGUUCCUUCAAUUCUAUCUUCCAGACGUAUAACUAGACCGGUCCAAUGUCCUCUAGCCGUGUGAUUCAGGACUCGGACGAUGAAGACGAUCCUUUGGCGGGGCCCAUCUCCCCUCGACCCAGAGUCGAUAACACAGACCUUGACAUCCGGGCGGGUUCAGGACAUUAUCAAGCCCAUCAGACCAGCCAUGACUCGCACAUGAAUGUCAAUUUCGAUCAAUUCCUGCAAUCGCAAGAUUCCGCAAAUUAUGGGAUCUCAUCCUCCCAGCAACGAAGAGAAUCUCGAUGGAUACCGGCCGAUGCGGGGGGCGGAUCGAUUGGGUUAAUGAUGACGGAGAUCGGAAUUGCACAGCAACGACUAUUUGACGACGAUGAAGCACACUAUACAGAACAAACUGGAUAUCAGUACACCGGUGACAUGGACACCGCGCAGACGGAAUCGGCAGCUGUUGAGGAACAAAUAGCUGCAGAAUUCCCCCCGCAUGACGAUAUCGCCUUAGUACCUAAUGAGCAUCACCAUGGCUACUCAGAACAACCGCCUCUAUAUACUGAAGCGCAGCCUGAUAUAUCCGAUACUCUGCCCUACGGAACCGGACAGCACCCGCUUGACGCAGCGAACCUAUAUACCCACGAGCCAACUGCGCAGCCCAAUGAUCAUACGAGCUUCAACUACUCGGUUACGACAGGCGCAUCCUACAACAUGUUCGAAUCGUCUCUCCGCCCAUCAGGCAGCUUUGACCCAGAGAAUAACAUCCCUACCCAUGCAACCGGCACCGUCGACACCGAGGUCGCAUACAAAUUCACUCGGCGAUGCGACUCCGUCCCACCUGUCCCCUUCUCCCCACACGACACAGAACCAUUCUCCUCCGUGGUAUCCCCCAAAGCCAGCCGAUCGAAAAGCGACAAUGCAGUGCAGCAAUCCCAUCAAAGCGUCGAUGAGCUCAACGGCCCGGUGACCAUCGAGAUCCCCGUGGCGGAGAAGAAACAACGAGGCCGCAAGAAGAAACAAAGCAUCCCCGAGCACGACGAAGACGACGAGCUAGCCCAGAUCCACACCCCUACUAUAAUCCAAGAUGCAACAACCACUAUCACCACCGUCCCGACUACCACUAACACUACCAAUAACAAACCCGAAAAGCGCAAGCCAGGCAGACCCCCAAAGAACCCCAAACCACCACGCAACGAAGACGACGACCAGCCAGGAUUGAUAUCAAACGACACCACCGCAUUCCCUAUACCUCCAGACACCACCACCACCGACACCUCAGCCGACCCCCUCACAACAACAGAACACCAAACCACUACAACCACCACCGACCCACCCCCGCAAAAGAAACAAGCCAAAGAGCCCAAAAAGAAGAAACUCAAACGCGGCAAAACCACCUCCAUAACCCUAACAAAAACGUAUGAAUCUGACGUCGAAGACGACGUAAUCUGGGUAGACGAACGACCAGUCUCCACAACAAUCACCCCCCAAACCGAAGCAGAAACACAACAACCCGGCAACAUCCCUGCACAUGAAGAGACCACUCCCACAAUCCAAAACCCAGAUCCAGAACCCGAACCACAGCCAGCACCAGCACCAGCACCCAAAAAGCGCGGCCGCAAACGAAAGAACCCCGUCGAAGAACAACCACCCGCUCCCGCACCAGCUAUAGAUCCCCAGCAAUCAUCAGAUAAAGAGAACAAUCAAGUACCUGACCCCAACUCACCACCACAUGACGACGCAAAACCACAGCAGGACCCAAACCAACAACAACCUCAAGAGAAAGAGAAAGAGGCCGAGAAGGGGAACGAGGACAUGAGCGAGCCCCAACAAGAACAGAAUCCAGCACCCUCUACGCCCCUAAAACCUAGUAAAGGCCCAACGAAGCACAGUCCCAUAUCGUCCACGACUAAAGUGCCUUAUCGGGUUGGGUUGAGUCGGCGAGCGAGAAUUGCGCCGUUGUUGAAGAUUGUCAGACGGUGAUGUGCUGUACGGUGAGGAGUUUGUGGUUUGCGAUUGAGGAGUCUGAUCCCUUUGUAAUCAAUGUGUUUAUCUAUAUUAUUUCUGUCUUCUGUGGACGGAUGAGUCGUGGGUGCAUUGCAUUGUAACUAGUUUGUUCGGUUAUGACUGGCGCGAUAGUUAUCGGGGCAUGAGUAGUUAUCGGGGUAUGAGCUAUGAACGGCGCGGAGCGCGGUAUACCAUCUGGCGUUGUGGAUUCACUUAUCGAUUGAUUGAAGGAUUAUCUUUUUUAUUUCUAUGCUCAUCGGGUCAUGCGAUGUGAUGCUAUAUUGGGG